UCAAAAGACAAAAUCCAAAUAAAAACUCACUUACAAAACACCUCAUAAGUCAUAAGUCAUCUUUUUGGCUCAAUUAAAAUAAAAAAACAACAAAAUAAUAAUGAAAUAAAAUAAUUCCCACCUACUUUAAUAACUUGUGAGUACAAACUACAAACCAUUACUACAAAGUCAUUACUAAGUGUAGUUAUACUACUAUAAAUAGAGGGAGAAUUAAAGCCAUAAUCAUUCAAGCUUCACCUUUAAAAUUCUCUUAAAAGUUCCUUUUCUCCUUCAUUCCUUCCUUCCUUCCUCGCUAUCUUUCUAAGCUUAUAAUUAGAAAAAUGGGUUCACUUGAUGCUAGUAAUGUAAGCAUUGGGAGGACCACAAUGCACCGUCUGAUCGCCGAGGAAGGAUCAGUGUUGAUGCCCGGUAUCCAAGACGCUUUCUCCGCCGCCAUUUGCGCUAAAACCGGCUUCAAAGCUUGCUUUGUCUCCGGUUUCGGUGUUUCCGCUGCUCUUCUUGGCUUGCCCGACUUUGGCUUGCUCACAACCGCAGAAGUAGUAGACGUUGUCCGUAGAAUUACUGCAGCUGCUCCUAGUUUAUGUGUUGUUGUUGACGGAGACACCGGAGGUGGUGGUCCUCUCAAUGUCCAAAGAUUCAUUAAGGACUUGAUUGCAGCUGGUGCUAAGGGUGUUUUCCUUGAGGACCAAGUAUGGCCAAAGAAGUGCGGUCACAUGCGCGGAAAGGCAGUUGUUCCUGCAGAAGAGCACGCACUUAAAAUCGCUGCAGCAAGAGAAGCCAUCGGUGAAUCCGAUUUCUUCUUGGUUGCAAGGACUGAUGCCCGUGCACCCCACGGUCUUCAAGAAGCUAUUAGACGUGCUAACCUUUAUAGAGAGUCUGGAGCUGAUGCCACCUUCGUCGAGGCACCAGCCAACAUUGAUGAGCUAAAGGAAGUUGUAAAUGGUACCAAAGGUUUGAGAAUUGCAAACAUGAUUGAAGGUGGAAAGACACCAUUACAUACACCAGGUGAGUUUAAGGAAAUGGGAUUCCACUUAAUUGCCCAUUCCCUAUCAACAAUCUAUGCUACAACCAAGGCUUUGGUAGAUAUCAUGAAGGUAUUGAAGGAAAAGGGUACUACUAGGGAUGAUUUGGACAAGAUUGUUACUUUCUCUGAAUUUAAUGACAUGAUUAGCUUGGAAUCUUGGUAUGAACUUGAAAAUAAGUUCAAGAAUUUCACCCCAAAAACUGCUUAAUUAUGUUGCCUAAGUUGGAUUAUGAAGGCAUGAUUAUGUGAUCUAGUUUGUCCAAAUUAUGGAAUUAGAAAAUUGUGAGCUUGAAUUCACAUUAUUGUUAUUUGUUUGAUAUUUGUUUGGAAUAAUUUAAUGGAGUAAUGUUUUUAGCUUAGUUUUGAGUUUUGUAUGAGAGCAUAUGGUUCAUAUGCAUUGUAAUCUUUCAUCUUUCAUCUUUCAUCUUUCAUCUUUCAUCAAUCUUGUAAGUUGUUUUUCUAUACCAAAUUAAUAAAUAUCAUUGGUAUCUA
This is a messenger RNA of Amaranthus tricolor (Joseph's coat), 1516 nucleotides long. Its product is annotated as petal death protein-like. Lineage: Eukaryota; Viridiplantae; Streptophyta; Magnoliopsida; Caryophyllales; Amaranthaceae. The coding region runs from base 321 to 1232 and encodes 303 amino acids. The record is from RefSeq and is a predicted model, not a curated record. The transcript is spliced from 5 exons. Gene Ontology annotation, molecular function: catalytic activity.